GUUUUGAUUGCAGUGGUUUUCCUCUUCCUUCUACCCACUCCGAUGGAGCUUCAUCAUUGCUUGUCUCGCAUCGCUUCAUCUGCAUUGGUGUACGCUGUAUCCACGUUUGCUUCCCACGGCUUCUAAUCAUUCUUCCGGAUUAGCCGUGUCUAUCUAUAGUGUUUGACGUAAAUUAGGAGAAUAGUCGCUGUCCGGCUUAAAUAAACCUCCGUCAUUCUCAGACAGUCUUCAAUAGCUUUGCUUCCCGUGGAGCAGGAGUGUGACUCGCUUACACAGUAGUAUGGUCUGCCUCUCUUUGAGGCACCAUCUCGUGGGGUGUGUUGGACUGGAAAUGCCGCAGCGCUCAGGAGUCAAAGAACUUCGUACUUACUACAAAGAAACGAAGCCAGCCCGUCCCCAAUCUGGAAGCACCAGCUGUGAUCGGCUGCCGAAACAAAGACACGGGAUACCAAGCUUUGAAAGAUCAUCCAGUGGCUUCCUGGUCAACCCAAUAACAGCCCAUCCACUGCCUGUUACUUUCGCCCUCUCUGUUGCUGCCUUCUCCUUAUUACUUCGAUGGUGUCUGUGUUCGUCCACCCAUACUGACCGUGGCUCUGUCGGUGUUGCCAUCCCUCAUCAUUUAUCCGUCAUGUAGCCAUGACCUCAUUCUCCCCUCCAACCCCCUCUAAAGCAAGGGGGAUCACCCCACAUCUGGUAUGAGGCUGGAGGGCGGCCUCACCGAUCCAGCCUGCCGUUCACCGUUGGACGUCAUCGGCUUGCUCUGCUGGAGCUUGUAGGCGCCACGAUCACUGUGUUGUGUGACUCCACACAUUGGGGGAUGGUGACCAACUGCGGCCGAUUCAACUGUCGCAGUCCUCACCUUGCACCGGUGAGGGUCACCACUCUGCAUGGAAUGUCUUUGUAGCACCUGGUGCGUACUUUUCC
Messenger RNA from Aspergillus eucalypticola CBS 122712, 924 nucleotides. RefSeq lists its product as uncharacterized. The record is from RefSeq and is a predicted model, not a curated record. The transcript has a single exon. NCBI's taxonomy places the organism in Eukaryota, Fungi, Ascomycota, Eurotiomycetes, Eurotiales, Aspergillaceae. The coding region runs from base 332 to 634 and encodes 100 amino acids.